AUGCACCCGUUCUCCAUCUUGACCCUCGGUAUUUUCGUGGCGGGCUACAUCACCGCGAGGUGGGAUCUCGUCACACGGUUAUACGAACUGGCUAUUUUCGCGUGGGACCACGGUGUUGUUUCCUUCCUAUUAAUCACCUCGCGCAGAGAGAGAGCGAAUUGGUACGUGGAAAACAACCAGCUCAUCGCACAAGAGCAGCAGCUCCGCGAUGGGGGAACCUCAUAA
This is a messenger RNA of Monascus purpureus, 225 nucleotides long. The record is from the annotation of a GenBank genome assembly. Lineage: Eukaryota; Fungi; Ascomycota; Eurotiomycetes; Eurotiales; Aspergillaceae.